Molecule: messenger RNA, 1274 nt
Organism: Thamnophis sirtalis
Lineage: Eukaryota; Metazoa; Chordata; Lepidosauria; Squamata; Natricidae
Source: RefSeq, a predicted model, not a curated record
GUGUACAUUUACGUGGAUGCUGUUGUCAACCAUAUGCGUGGAGCUGCUGCUGGGUCUGGCCACCAUUCUACAUGCGGAAGCUACUUCGAUUCCAACAAGCGAGAUUUUCCCGCUGUACCGUAUUCUGCGUGGGAUUUCAAUGAUGGGAAAUGCAGAACCGCCAGCGGAGAGAUAGAAAAUUACAAUGAUCAUGACCAGGUCCGGAACUGUCGCCUUGUGAGUCUUCUUGAUCUUGCACUAGAGAAGGAUUAUGUGCGUUCCAAAGUUGCAGAGUACAUGAAUCACCUAAUUGACAUCGGUGUAGCUGGUUUUCGCAUUGAUGCUUCCAAGCACAUGUGGCCUGGGGAUAUGAAAGCCUUUUUGGACCAACUAAAACAUCUCAACACGAAAUGGUUUGCUGAAGGGACAAAGCCAUUCAUCUUCCAAGAGGUGAUUGAUCUAGGUGGGGAGUCCAUUUCAUCCAGUGAGUACUUUGGAAACGGACGAGUAACCGAGUUCAAAUACGGCGCCAAACUCGGGACAGUCAUUCGCAAGUGGCAUGGAGAAAAGAUGACUUAUUUGAAGAACUGGGGUGAAGCCUGGAGUUUUAUGCCUUCUGAUAAAGCUGUUGUCUUUGUGGACAAUCAUGAUAACCAGAGAAGUCACGGAGGUGGUGGAGCUUCUAUUUUGACCUUCUGGGAUUCCAGGCUCUAUAAAAUGGGAGUUGGCUUCAUGCUUGCGCAUCCAUAUGGCUUUACAAGGAUCAUGUCAAGUUUCAGAUGGCCAAGAUAUUUUCAAAAUGGAGAGGAUAUUAAUUCUUGGGUUGGUCCCCCAAGUUAUGAAGAUGGAUCAAUUAAGUCUGUAACAAUUAAUCCAGACACAACCUGUGGCAAUGGCUGGAUCUGUGAACAUCGGUGGCGUCAAAUAAGAAAUAUGGUUAUUUUCCGGAAUGUUGUGGAUGGGCAGCCAUUUACCAAUUGGUGGGACAACAACAGCAAUCAAGUGGCAUUCGGUCGUGGUAACCAAGGAUUUAUUGUCUUCAAUAAUGAUGACUGGAAUCUGAAUGCCACAUUGCAAACUGGCCUUCCCGAAGGAAUUUACUGUGAUAUUAUAUCUGGACAGAAGGAGGGUAAUAUCUGUACCGGAAUUAAAAUCCAUGUCCGUGGAGAUGGCACUGCUGAUUUUAACAUUAGCAAUUUCGCGGAGGAUCCAUUUGUUGCCAUUCACGCCAAAGCUAAAUUAUAAUCUCAGUAUGAGAAACACAGUUCAGCAAAUUUUGUUUUCCAAAGAAACGA